ACAGCCUGAAGUUCGAGUUUAGUGUAGUGUAGUGGUGUUUGUUGUUGGUGGUAGUGCAAAUGUUUCCCCCCCUCUCCUUCGCCCUCGAUCCGACGAAGAAAACGAAGAAUAUUCGUUCAAUCAAAAAUUCAAAAUUCGUUAAAAGUCGUUGACCAACCGUCGCAAUCGUCAGUGAAAAUUGAUAGGACUUGAGGGAACAGGCACAACUGUUAUUGCAAAGUUUUUUCUCAAAAAUUUAUUACAACGCUGUAUCGAUUCUUGUUACGACAGAUUUCCUCUCAAACAAUGAACUUGUGAAGAAACGUUUGAGUAAAUUAUACUACACAUCGGAACGAACAUUUCGUAAAACUAAAAAACCUAACCUCGUUCUUACGGAUUUUUGUAUACCGAAUAUCUGUGCAACUCAGCACGAUGGAUUACUUCGUAACGAAUAAUUCUUUAGCACCCGCACCCAUGGGUAUACAGAGUACGGCUGGUGCUGUUCCUGUCAAGAAUGACAAAGGUGAGGUGUCUAUGAAAAAAGUCAAAGUUCAUCGAUACGUGUCCGGCAAGCGUCCUGAUUAUGCUCCUGCAGCAAGUUCAGAAGAAGAAUCAGAGGAAGAUGAUUUCAUUGACAAAUGCGCCCACAAAUCUUAUGAAGAGAGUGAAAGUGGAUCAAAUCAAGUGGUUCCUUCGCAUGCAUUGCCAAGAGAGCAUGAGGAAGAUGAUCCUCGUCUUCGUAGACUAACACGGUUAGAGCGACAACGAGAAAGAGAAUCAGAAGCUUCUCCAGAACGCCAUCGUCAAAUUCACGAACCAGAAAUUCUGGAAACAGAACCGGAAAGAGCGAGAGAGCGAAUCAAACUGGACAGUUCCGAUUCAUCCGAGGAUGAAGAAUUAUCUGACACAGAAAUUGAGAGACGCCGUGUGGCUCUGAAACAGAGACUUCUUUCAAAUAAGGAAGUCGACGAGGAACUUACUCAAAACAUCGACGAAGACAAGUCUGGCGAGAGCUCUGACGAGAGUUCCGAGUACGAGGAAUAUACCGAUUCCGAGGAAGAGACUGGACCACGUUUGAAACCUGUUUUUGUACGGAAAAGAGAUCGUAUCACUGUCAUGGAAAAAGAGAAGGAGGCUAUCAAGCAAAAACAGGCCGAAGCCGAAGCAAAGAAAUUAUCAGACGAACGGAAAAGGCAAACGUUAAGAAUGGUGGAAGAGGUGAUUCGCAAAGAGACUCAAUUGCCGAAGAGUACAGAUCAAGAGUGCAAACUCGACGACGUCUGCACUGACGACGAGAACGACGAGGUUGAGUACGAGGCGUGGAAAUUGCGGGAGCUCAAGAGAAUCAAACGCGAUAGAGAAGAAAGAGAAACAAUCGAGAAAGAACGAUUAGAAAUCGAGAGGAUCCGAAAUAUGACGGAAGAGGAGAGACGACAAGAGGCACGUCUUAAUCCAAAGACAAUAACAAAUAAAGCAGCGAAGGGAAAAUAUAAAUUUUUGCAAAAAUAUUAUCAUCGCGGUGCCUUUUAUCUUGAUCGUGAUGACACGAUAUUCAAGCGUGACUUCUCCGGAGCUACGCUUGAAGAUCACUUCGAUAAAACUGUAUUGCCAAAGGUAAUGCAAGUUAAGAACUUCGGACGGAGUGGAAGAACUAAGUAUACUCAUCUCGUCGAUCAAGAUACUACACAGUUCGACUCACCUUGGAUUUCUGAGACUGCCCAGAACCUAAAGUUUCAUAACAAUCAGGCUGCAGGAAUGAAACAAUACUUCGACCGACCGUCACUAAAAAAACUCAAAACCACCAAUUGAAACAAAUAAAAUAAACAAUAAAUUGGAAAUUUUAUCAAGAAACUCGGUUGAGCCUCGGUAUACAUUAUAUUUAUUUUUUUGUACAUAACGUUCAUUUACAUAAUCUAACUAAUUAUAACACUAUUUAAUUAUGGAAAUGUCUCAGGUUUACAUUGUAACAUUGUAAUCGUCGUUACAAAUAAUUGAGAAUACGUUUAAUCACAUGUUAUUGAUCUAAUGAACAACAAAGUCAAUGAAAUUAAAACGGAAGGGGCUAAUAUCGCGUCUGCUCGUCCUCUAUUAAAUUGUUUAAUAUUGCGAAGAUAUUGUCUAAUAUCUUCUUUCAACGUUUGAUCGAACGGUUAACUCGAUAGCUAUUUUUAUAAUUUUUUUGUGUCAAAAGAAAAUCUGAAUAUUGUGGUGUGAAUGUAGGAUGCGAUUGUACGUAUGGGUGUCUGUGCGUGUGUGCGUUCUAAUUGUGAGUGGUAUACGUGAAGAUACCGAGACGUAAAAUAUUGUAAGGAGUAUUGCUCCGAUUCGACUUAAAAUUGACGACGGUUGACGAGGAACGCUCUCGUCAGUUCGACCCGAGUAUGAAAAGUGUGUAAAUGCGAAAUCUAAUGAGACUCGCAUAUCUCGAAAUAAACUUUCGUUGAAAUGUU
Messenger RNA from Venturia canescens, 2429 nucleotides. It is a transcript of the gene Mfap1, whose product is annotated as microfibrillar-associated protein 1-like. The transcript is spliced from 4 exons. Gene Ontology annotation, biological process: mRNA splicing, via spliceosome. The coding region runs from base 412 to 1788 and encodes 458 amino acids. The record is from RefSeq and is a predicted model, not a curated record. Lineage: Eukaryota; Metazoa; Arthropoda; Insecta; Hymenoptera; Ichneumonidae. Gene Ontology annotation, molecular function: RNA binding. Gene Ontology annotation, cellular component: U2-type spliceosomal complex.